AUGCAAAUCGCCGUUAGAACAUUGUCAUUUUUGCUCAUCGUUGUGAUAUUUGAGUCGACCGAAUCUACUAUGUACAUGAAACAUGGUCAAUAUUUGGAACCAGUAUUGGAGCCAAUAUCAUCAACCGUCGAAUCUAUUCCCAUAUACAAACUGUCUCGUGGUUUUGAAGCUGGUUCGGUCAAAGAAUACUUCGAUAAAACUACAUUGUUGACUGCAAAAAAUAUCAACAAGCUUAAAGAAGAUGAACCACACAAAGAAGAAAACGCUAAAAUCAAAUCUCUGAUCAAUUAG
Molecule: messenger RNA, 291 nt
Organism: Macrosiphum euphorbiae (potato aphid)
Lineage: Eukaryota; Metazoa; Arthropoda; Insecta; Hemiptera; Aphididae
Source: the annotation of a GenBank genome assembly